Molecule: messenger RNA, 2884 nt
Organism: Sinocyclocheilus anshuiensis
Lineage: Eukaryota; Metazoa; Chordata; Actinopteri; Cypriniformes; Cyprinidae
Product: signal transducer and activator of transcription 5B-like
Exons: 18
Coding region: 36-2072 (678 amino acids)
Biological process (GO): signal transduction; regulation of DNA-templated transcription
Molecular function (GO): DNA binding; DNA-binding transcription factor activity
Source: RefSeq, a predicted model, not a curated record
UAUUUUUUUUUUUACUGUUGCAGUGCUUGCAUACUAUGGCGCUGUGGGCGCAAAUGACCCCGCAGUUACAGUACCUGCCAACUCAGACACUGAAUGAACUCUACCCGGACACAUUCCCUCUGGACGUCAGGCACUAUCUGGCCAGCUGGAUAGAGGAACAGAGAUGGGAGAACUUUGAUGUGGACAACAUGGAGCAGAAGCCUCAGGCCCGAAGGCUGUUGGAUCAGAUGGUGCAUUUGCUGCAGGAGGUGGCCCAACACAACCCUAACGUGGUGGAGAGGGUCAAACUACAACAUAUCAGCCGGAACUUGAGUGUGUUCCAGCCACAACCCAUGCAACUUGUGAGGACAGUUCGAGAUAUUCUAAGGAAAGAAAGACACAUAUUAGCACAGGCGGGUAUGCACCCUAACUUCCCACCCUUCCAGCAAAUUCCUCAGGGUCCUCCAGCUACCAAUGGCACCCCACAACCUGCAAGGGAGGAUGGGAAGACUGAUGUGGACAAUCUGGUGCUCAAAGUUUUGGAAAUUCAGAACUGCCGCCAAACACUUCAUCAGCUUCAAGAGGAUUUGAACUGGGAAAAGCAGGAAAUGGAGUCGAUUCAAGGUCAAAAUGAGUUGGAUCCACAGCACUCGGAUCAAGUUGCUAGACAGACUCGCAUACAGCAGCUUGAAUACAACUAUUCAGUCUGUGCAAAGAAGCGCGUGCAGCUCCUUCACGAGGCCGUGUGCGCUCUGGAGCAGUGCCAGUCCUGUCUUAUUCUCAGAAUUAAGUCCUGGAGGUGGGAACAGCACCGAGCAACCAUUGGUGUGCACUUCGAUGACAACCUUGGCCCUCUUCAGACAUGUGAAAAUGUAGGAGAACUUAUCAACAGCACGGCCAUAUUAGAGCACAACACUGCAAGCAAGAGCACGUGUGCUACCUUUAGAAACAUGUCCAUAAGGAAGAUCAAACGAGCUGACAGGAAGGGCUCUGAGUCAGUGACGGAGGAAAAGUUUGCUUUGUUGUUUACCACAGAAAUAACCAUCACGGGCUGUGAGAGCCCUUAUAGCAUUCAGGCAAUCUCUCUUCCUGUGGUUGUAAUUGUACAUGGUAGUCAGGAAAUCAAUGCUAUGGCGACCAUCAUAUGGGACUGUGCCUUUUCUGAACCUAACAGGAUACCGUUCAUCGUUCCGGAGCGUGUGCCCUGGAAGCAGAUGUGUGAAGCUCUUAGCAGUAAGUUCAUGUCUGAAGUCCAGACGCAGCGGUGCUUGGACGGAUACAACCUUCACUUUCUCGCCCAGAAGAUCUUUGACCAACCAGACAUCUCUGAAGAUUUCAGCAAUAUGCCAGUGUCCUGGGCUCAGUUCAACAAGGAAGUUCUGCCUGGUCGAAACUUCACCUUCUGGCAGUGGUUUGAAGGGGUGAUGGAUCUUACAAAGAAAUGCCUGAGAGACUAUUGGAGUGAAGGACUGAUCUUUGGCUUCAUUGGAAAACAGCAUCUCCAUGUCAUCCUACAAAACAAACCCAACGGCACCUUUCUUUUGCGCUUUAGUGACUCAGAGAUUGGUGGCAUCACCAUCGCCUAUGUGGGUCCCAGUGAUAAUGGAGGCAGGAAAAUCCAGAAUAUCCAACCCUUCACCAAGAAGGAUCUGGACUCAGCUGGCCUUGGCGACCGCAUACGGGACAUUAACUGCAUCACUCACGUGCAUCCAGACUUACCAAAGAAUGAAGUAUUUAAGAAAUUCUUUACAGUACCUUCUCCCCCGAAUCCUGAUGGAUACCUGCCAUUCAAACUAACAACAGUAGUCAACCCAGGAGACCAGGGUUCCUCCACCGCCAGCAUACCACCUGACACUCCUAUGGAUAUUUACGGGCAAUCUAUGAGCAAUGUCUAUGGGUCAAACAUGAAUCAGGGCAUGUUCUCCCCACUUCCUCAGUCUACACCCCCAUAUAUGCCAGAGCAAAUACCUGUUCAAGGACCACUCUACCAAUCACCCAUGCCACAAGCUCCCUCAAGUGAAGAAAUAGACAUGGAAGCACUGGAGGGAAUUUUGUCAUCAAUUUGUCAAAAUACUAACAAAGAUCUUCAUUAGAUGUACAGACCCUCUGUUCUUCUUGGACAAAGGCUAUUUGAUGGCUUGAUGCUCUAAGGACAUCCAGCACAACUCGUACAUCCCAAAGGACACAUUACCCAUUUGUUCCCAAAACAAGUGUAUCAGUAGGAAUGCACUUUUCUUAAAUUAAUUUCCAUGAAUUAUUGAGCGGUGAAUGUUUUUAUCACAUGGCUUGUUUUCAACUCAACGUCACACUCGCUUUCUCCUGCAUAAACACACUAAAUGUGCAGUUUAAAGGAACAGUGCGUUUCACUCGAUCAUAGUAAAUGUUUGCUAGCAACUUUUUAAUGAAAGCAGGUGAACCUCUGGCAAAAAGAGUCUUAUUAGCAUGCAGUACAUAAACUCACAAGUCAUUCCCUGUUUCGGUCUCAUGACUGCUCUUGAAAGUAGCAUUAUAACUGACAAGUGAAACAGGAAAUUAUUUGCUAUCAGGGGGUUUUAUCAAGAGAGACCUGAUAGAUUUAACAUAAUACACAUUUUUGUCUGCCAGAAGAUUUGUUUCCUUUACAUAUGAUGCAGAAAAACAUAUCCAGGGACCAGAGUAGAUUAGUGAUAUUUUACUGCAGAUGCAGACAAUGAUUUGGUGAGGUGAGCAUACUUUUAGACCUUUUAGAAAUGAUAGGUUUUAUUAAACUCUAUGCAAAUAUGUUUUGUGCCAAAUUCCAUAUAGACAGUUUUUUUAUUUGGUUGUUUGAUUUGCAUGACUUGUGUGUGAUCGCAUAUUCAAUAUUCAGUAUUCGUCUACAGUCAGGUUUGGCCAGUAAAGCUAAAAUUAAAGUUUUUUAAAAUUA